UUGUCUCGAAGUAUUUUUUUCUCUCAUUAUAUAUAUUAUAGUCUUGCACUUUUGUCUUUAAGUAUUUCUUCUCUCAUUAUAUUAUAUAUAUAUAUAUUGAGAACUCUAUUUUUCAUUUUGUCCAAAUUAUAUUAUAUAGUUUAGUGAGCAAAAAAGAAAUGGGGAGAGCACCAUGUUGUGCUAAAGAGGGACUUCGUAAAGGUCCAUGGUCUACUAAAGAAGACUUAUUGCUUACUAAUUAUAUUAAGGAAAAUGGUGAAGGCCAAUGGAGAAACUUGCCUAACAAAGCUGGGUUACUUAGAUGUGGAAAGAGUUGUAGACUAAGAUGGAUGAAUUAUUUAAGGCCAGGAAUCAAGAGAGGAAAUUUUAGCCAAGACGAAGAUGAUCUUAUAAUAAGGCUCCAUUCGCUUUUGGGCAAUCGUUGGUCACUUAUAUCUGGUCGAUUACCAGGUCGAACCGACAAUGAAAUCAAGAAUUACUGGAACACACAUCUCAUCAAAAAGCUCAAAAUUGCUGGAAUUCACCCCAAAGUCCACAAGAUUUUCAACAAAAAAGAGCCCAAGAAAAAGCCCAAAAGUGAUAAACCAAGAAAGAAACAAGACAAAAAAAAGAAAAAUAACAAGAAAAAAGACCAAUCUUUAGUAAAUAAUAAUAAUAAUAAUGACACCCCUCAAGUUGUAUUUGUCCCAAAACCAAUUAGACUUAUGAGGAAUUAUAGUGUUGAAAUGUUGUCGCGCCCUUAUCAGAUCCUCAAAUUCAACAUGCAUGCAUCGGCAUUAUUGAAGAGUCAGAAUAACGCAGCUUCAUCAUCAGAUAAUUCUGAAGAAUUAGCUGAAAAUAACAAGAAGAAUAUUAAUAUUAUUACUAAAGAUGAUGAGAAUUUUUUAUUUGAUGAAUUUUGUGAUUUUUCAAAUGAAAGCAUGGUGGACAAGGUAUAUGAAGAGUAUCUUCAACUUAUUUCUGAGAAAUGUUAUGAUCCAAUGUUAAUGUAAACUAUAGUAUAAUCAGUCCAAGUAUUUACUGUUCAAUUUUUUUGCUUCUAUUUUUGAGUUCAUUGUAAAAAUAUAUUUUAAUAUGUUUCGCUAUGUGACACUAUUCGAUGAAGAGUCACAAUUUUGAUUGAUUUAAUAUUUUUUUUAUCUAA
Messenger RNA from Capsicum annuum, 1144 nucleotides. RefSeq names its product myb-related protein 308-like. The record is from RefSeq and is a predicted model, not a curated record. Bases 159 to 992 code for a protein of 277 amino acids. Lineage: Eukaryota; Viridiplantae; Streptophyta; Magnoliopsida; Solanales; Solanaceae. The transcript is spliced from 2 exons.